AUGGUCGAGGUAUACGUCGGCGAUUUUCCGAAAUGGAUGCCCCGAAUUUUCUCGGGCCUUUCUUUUAUUUUCAACUCUUUUCUGAUUCAUAUCAUCUGUCAUCAGAACAAGAGUCGGAUUAGUCGCACCUACCGUAGUCUGCUCAUUAGCUUCUGUAUUUUUGAUAUUUGCUACUCGGCCUCGGAUCUGAUGACCGGAAUGGUGAGUAUACCACGGCUUCAAACUUUUUGGUCGCAUUUGGAAUGGCUCAACGCGUUGCGGUCGCACUGCGGUUUCAGAGCUUUAGUUGUCACCCUUAUUUUUCUCGGUCGAGCAAAAUUAAGCCAUUCAUAUUUAGGUAUCCCCUACGCGACCGUUAAGUAUCAAUAGCCUACAAUUUUCAAAAAAAGCCCAUUUUCAGGCCCUGCACCAAUACGAAACGGUUGUAUGUGCCUUUUUAAGGGAUGGACUUCUCAGCAGGGUACUUAUUGAACACCUUUUCUCGAAAACAUCAGCUUCAGAACCGAAAAGUAGCCGAAAUAGCCUUUCUCGUAAGAUGCUCGUUUAUCGGUUUGAGCUACGGAAUUUUAGAACUUCAUUUCAUCUACCGGUAUAUUAUCUUGUGCAGGUGAGGCGUUUUGGUAUGCACUUUUCAGAUUUUGUCUUUUCUUAUCUUUAGGCAGGAGUUUCGAGACAAAAUUCAAUUUUUCCAGGCCUUCAAUGACCAAGUUAUUCUCCAAGUUUUACAUACUUCUCAUGUUCUUCUUCAUUUCCAUAAAUGGCUUCUUUUUCGGAGCAGCCGCCUGGGUCAUAUUCGACAUUGAAGAAACAAAAGAGUUCAUAAGGGAUGAUUUUUAUCAAAACUAUCAUGCGGACGUGUCUCAAGUCGUCAUGGUGACCUUGCACUACAGGGUUUGAAUUUUUUAUUUUGCUUGGCCGCACGGGGAAUGGCUCGAUAUAUGGAGAGGCUAGAAAAUGUUUUUAUAUAGCCAUUUCAAGUGCGGCGAAAAUCUUGAAAAAAAAUUCCAAAGUGAAGAUUUCAGGCUAGAGAAGCUUCUACUCUAAUGAGAACUUAUCUGAGUCUUUUACUUACUAAUAUUUCCUCGGUGGCCGCUGUCGCGACUUAUUUUAUUCUUGGGACCAAGGUUAGUAGACUGAAUUUUUGACGUCUUGAAAACGCAAAAAUGACUUGAUGAAACUUUGCGUUUUUGCUGUGUUUUGACGACAAAAAUGAGUUCUUCUCUCCUAUUUUGGCCAACUUAGAAAUGGCUUCGCGCGCAAGUAGUUUGUGGUCGGGCGCACUGAAGUUUGAAAAAUUUCAAUAAAAUCAAAGAAAAAAAAGCAUUUUUUCGAAAUUUCAGUAUUGGUCUAUUUUCUAAAGUGCGUGGUAUGCUUUUCAAGUCACAAAAUAGACCUCUUACUAUGGAAAAAAAUUGUAAAAUGCAUCAAAUUGUCCUAUUUUUCAGCCGAAAUUUUUUUGACAAACCAGUUUUUAUAUCUAAAAAAAUAUUCAACCCCAAUUUUAAGAUACAGAAACAGUAUCAUUGCACUAAAAUGACCUACGCUUCGGAAAUUUUUUUUUAUCGAAACAAGACCACUGGAAAAUUUCAAACUUCUUUAAGAUCAAUCAAGUUUCAUUGUUGCCAUGUUCAAAAUUUGUUGAGAAUCAAAAAGUUUCGAUUGGACUUUUGAGCAAAAAAAAUUCUUCUAUAUAAGUAACCAGUACAGAUUUGAUGACUGGAAUAGUGUGAAAAUUAUUAUUUUUCAGAUCGUCCAAUACCUCAGAAGAAGCUCAAUCAGCGCUGCUGCUAGAGCCUUACACAGACAACUAUUUACGGCUCUCGUAGUCCAAAGUUCGAUUCCUUUCGUCGUCAGUCUCCUUCCAUGUUUGGUCACGUGGUUCACCCCCUUAUUUGGCGUCAGUAUUGGCAGGUUCAUAAAUAUAUACUUCAUGAGAAAAACGUAAAACUUAAACUUGGUUUCUAAGAAAGAAAGUUUCCGAAAAAGGAAGUCUAGAGGGGUCCCAUUUUUUUUUCAAAUCAAAGGGUACAUUUUUGAUAAGUCAAAAAAUCUUCCAUGACCUCAAGUAAAACUGAAAACAGGUCCCAAAAAUACAUAAAUUGUACUUAUAUGUAAAAUAUAGGUAUUCGUAUACAUUAUAUAUAGAAUUUUCUAGAAAAAAAAAUCUUACGAAAUAGAAAAUUAAAAUUACUAGGUAGCCUAUAGUGUAUUUUAUAGUACUUGAUUUAGAACAGCCUUAAAGCGGCUCUUCCUCUCGAGACCCCCUUUAAAAUCCUUUUAUGCUCCUUUAAUCGCUUCAGUGGACACUUUCAGAAAAGCAAAGAAGAAAAACUAACUGAGGAGAUUCGAACUUGAGUCUUCGGAUCCAUAAACUAACGCGUUACCGUCCUCCAUCCUGAGCCAUCCUGGCAAUGACCGUCAUUCAGUAGGAGUUUCUCGACACCGGGAGAGCUGAAAAUACCAAUUCAGGAGUGACAUUUAGUCUUUAAAUGUGAGAUGGCAAUAUCAAACUUUCGAGUUUAAAUUUAUAUUUUUCGGUAUCACUGAACUCGUACCAAGGGUCCUAAUUUUUAAAAAAUAUUUUUAAGGUGGGAUAAAAAAAAGUCUAAAUCACGCUAAAAGAGCAUUUUGCACAAAGUGUGCUCUAUUGACAAAAUGCGCCAUGAUUUUUGGUUUCUGUUCAGAAAUUUCUCAACAUAACUUUUUCUCUGUUGUCUUCAUAAACUCUCCUUCAUGAAAGCUUUCGAUUAGCAAAGAUUCAACCAACUUCCUAUAGUCAAUCCAUCCCGACUUGAAAGGCGUGCGAGGCGGAGAAAGAAGCGGGACGCGUAGCGUGUGCGUACGCGGUUCUUGGCACGAAUAUUUCGAUUUUUUUUUCAUUUGUGCAUUGAAUUUUAUUACAUUCAAUUCAAGCGCCGCCUGCUAUUUAAAAGCUCGGUCGCCGCUCCUUUGAUAUCUUUUCUACUAUUUUUUAAUGCACAAAUGGAAAAAAAAUCGAUGAAUUAUUAAAAAAUAAAUGAAAAAAAAGCGAAAAACGAGCUCUUCAAAUAGUCGCUGGCGUUUGAAUUGAACUCGUGCCAAGAACCGCGUACGCACACGCUACGCGUCACGCGCACUUUUCCGUCCCCCUAGAUUUUCAAGUCGGGAUGGAUUGCUAUGAUUUAAGAGAAAGGAGAACUCGCAAUGGUCCGUUUUGAAGGAUUUUAUGGUUUCGGUGACUCAUAGGCGUUUUUUCUCGAAAACUUGGAAGUUUUGGAGGUUUUCGAGUACUCUGGUCAAGAAAAGGAAAAUGACCUUUUUGUGAACAAAAAUUGCUAUGCCAUUUUUAAGCAAGAAAAAAAACGUGAAAAACUGGUUUGAAAUGUCGUAUAAAAAUCUUUCUUUACAGAUUCAACAACUACUACACGAUCCCGAUGUUCAGCGCGUUUCCUUGUUGUGAUCCUAUAGCGAUCGCUUUCAUCGUUGCCGAGUAUCGCCGAUAUAUUUACGGAUUAAUUCCCAGGCCAAGAAAAGAGCUGCAUAAAAUCGCUUCGUCCAGUAAUCAUGUUUUCACUUUACAAAUCAUUCUUUGA
Molecule: messenger RNA, 3572 nt
Organism: Caenorhabditis auriculariae
Lineage: Eukaryota; Metazoa; Nematoda; Chromadorea; Rhabditida; Rhabditidae
Source: the annotation of a GenBank genome assembly